Molecule: messenger RNA, 1205 nt
Organism: Dioscorea cayenensis subsp. rotundata (Guinea yam)
Lineage: Eukaryota; Viridiplantae; Streptophyta; Magnoliopsida; Dioscoreales; Dioscoreaceae
Product: E3 ubiquitin-protein ligase CHIP-like
Exons: 8
Coding region: 59-898 (279 amino acids)
Biological process (GO): protein quality control for misfolded or incompletely synthesized proteins; protein polyubiquitination; cellular response to misfolded protein
Cellular component (GO): cytoplasm
Molecular function (GO): ubiquitin protein ligase activity; protein-folding chaperone binding
Source: RefSeq, a predicted model, not a curated record
AAAAAUCCAAGAGGGAAAUCUUGCAAUUCUUGAACUAUUUCCAAAUUUCAUCGAAGCUAUGGCGCCGGUCCCGGCGAGCGUUGCGAAGCAAGCGGAGCUUCUCCGGAUGGACGGCAAUACCUACUUCAAGAAGGAACGUAUCGGCGCCGCCAUCGACGCCUACACUGAGGCUAUUGCGUUGUGCCCAAAUGUGGCGGUGUACUGGACGAACCGAGCGCUUUGCUAUAGGAAGCGCGAGGAGUGGGCGAGAGUUGAGGAGGAUUGCCGAAGAGCUAUAGCAAUUGAUGGCGGUUCUGUGAAGGCCCACUAUAUGCUGGGAUUGGUAUUGUUGGAAAAACAAGAAUAUGCAAGCGGCAUUAAGGAACUGGAGAAGGCUUUAGAUCUUGGAAGGGGUGCAAACCCUCAGGGUUACAUGGUUGAAGAGAUUUGGCUGGUACUUGCUAAAGCCAAGUACAACGAAUGGAAACAAUCAUCCAGUGAAAGAUUACAGAGGCUACAGAACUUAAGAGACGCAUGUGAGAAAGCUUUGAAGCAGCAUAAUCUUCUUAGUGUUUCUGAAGCCCGAGAUAGUUCCAAUGACAAUAUAGAUGAUUGCUCCAAACAAUUUGAGUAUCUGUCAGAGGUGUUCCAUAAAGCUGCACUUGUUGACAGGCCAUCUCAGGUACCUGACUACUUAUGCUGCAAAAUCACAUUGGAUAUCUUUCGAGACCCUGUUGUCACUCCGUCUGGUAUAACAUACGAAAGAGCAGUGUUGCUUGAACAUCUGCAAAAGGUUGGCAAGUUUGAUCCAUUGACGCGGGUACCACUAGAGCAACACCAGCUGACCCCAAACCUGGGCAUCAAAGAGGCAGUCCAAGCAUUCUUAAAUGUGCAUGGUUGGGCUUACAACAUGAAUUGAAUGAUUUUACACCUCCGAACAAUCUGCGGCUUUUCUUUGAUUCUUCAUUACUUGUUCAGCCUUCUGCAAACUUGUACAGAUAGAUCGAUACCGGUUUCUUGUGUGCAGUCUGAAAAUAUGGUUUUGUGUAGGAAAGUUAUGCAUGAAGUUGAAUGGUGCACCAGCUUGAUGCAGGUUCUGUUCAUUCUUUUAUGUGAGCGCCAAUGUGUAAGAAUUAUCUAAACUGAUGCCAUUUUGUUUGUAUGUUGGCGUCCGUUGGCUAUAAAAUUGGUCUCCAGAUGUGUUGCUAAUCAAAGAUAUUAGUUUU